Messenger RNA from Bombus pyrosoma, 4918 nucleotides. RefSeq lists its product as uncharacterized. Bases 245 to 4345 code for a protein of 1366 amino acids. NCBI's taxonomy places the organism in Eukaryota, Metazoa, Arthropoda, Insecta, Hymenoptera, Apidae. The transcript has 14 exons. The record is from RefSeq and is a predicted model, not a curated record.
GUUAAAGGUUAAAUAAAAAAAGUUAAAUAUAUAUAUAUAGUACGUAUAAAAAAUCUUUUACACAUCUGUAUAUAAUGUCAUUACAUUAUAUAGAAAUUUUAUUAUAAUUUGUAUCAUAAAUAUUAGAGUCCCUAGCCGGAAUUGUGAACAUCAAACUGAACGCCGCAUAAACGUGUUCCUUGAUCGGCAUUCACAAAUACAAAUAAUUUUAAAACAAAUAUUACUAAUUGUCAUUUUAAUUACCAUGGACGUUAAUCUUUCGGAUUUGAAAACAGAUGAAACCGCUCAAGAGGAUAUUUCCAAUGUAGACAAAUUAACGCAGUCCUAUUUAUUGUUAAAAAAGAAAAUUGCUGGUACUCAUGAAUUAAUUAAAAAAUAUAAUGAUAAAACAAGAGAAUGUGAACGAUUAAAGCAAGAGUUAGAUAAAACAAAUAAAGAUAUGAAAGAAAUAAAAUAUAAUUACAAUUCUGCUUUAGCAAAAAUUAUUAAAUUGGAACUUCAAAAUACAGAAUAUAAAAAAAGUAUUGAAACUCUGACUACACAAGUAAAUGAAGCUAAAGUCAGGGCAGCAGCUGAUCAGCAGCAUAUACAACAAUUAAUAUGUAAAAUAAAGGACAUAGAAGAAGAUCAAAAUCACAAGAUAAUACAAUAUGACUUAGAAAAAUCCUCACUUCAAGUAAGAAUCAAGGAAUUGGAACAGGAGUUAAAAAAUGUAAAAAAAUCCUAUAAUACAAAAAUUAAAAAAAUGGAAAAGAAAAUUUCUAUAGGAAAUGAAAAUAAAGCAAAGUUACGGGAUAUUGGAACUAAUACAUUGACUAGAAACAUGAUAAUGCAAAAUCCGGAAGUCGUAGAUAAAAGUGUAUUAAGCGACAAUUUUUAUAAUAUCAAGGAUGCCUUAUAUCCUAUAUUUUGUGACAAUUGUGAUAUUCUGUUAGAUCCACCUCCCCUUGAGAAAAUAUGCCAAAUUAUGAGCAAUUCAUGUCCAAAACUUAUUGAAAAGAUUUCAUCUCCACCAAAAAGAUUUACAUCUCCACCAAAAAGAUCUCCAUCUCCAUUACAACCUUCAAUAGAUAUAAAGAAUGGACAACAAUGUAAAACUGAAACUUUGUUAACAUUAUCGGACACUUCUUCGCAGCAUUUACCGAAUCAGAACAAUCGUGUAGAGUUUAUUCCAACAAGUCUAUUAACGCCCCAUACGAUUUCGUUAGGUCGCCCGGAUUAUUGUAAUACUUUUCCUCCGACAUCAAAUUUAAUAGAUCCAAAUACAUACUAUAUCGGAUUGACGCCACUUAAUCCGUUAUCAAGGACAGAUCCGAAUACAACUAAUCAGGAUAAUCAUUGUGAGAAUAAGGUAACGUCUCCGUUAUCAUUUAGGUUGUUGCAAAAAAAAGUCAAUACGUUGGAAAUGAAAAUGGAAAUGAACGAGAAAUUAAAUAAAGAGGGCUUAAAUCAAAACAAUAGUUGUUGUCAACAUCAUCAUCAUGCUUGUAGUAUGUACAAUAUGAAUAACUCUAUACAAUUUAAUUUCAAUAUAUUGAGAAAACUGAUGGACGCUUACAGAAGAAAAGAAACAAAAAAAUUGCAUAAAACAUUGAGGAAAUUAUCUCGAUUAAAAUGCAAAAGACUACAAAAUGUGUAUACUGGUUUUUGGAAAAUUGAAUCAAUUGUUAACAAAACUGAACGAACUUCUCUUAAGAAAAAGUCCAAGAAGUGCAAAUAUCGACAUUCGUUGCUCAGAAAAUCUGAUAAUUUGUUACAUAAUACAGAAGACAUAGAAGAGUUGACUGGUGGUAGUAAAACAAAUAUUAAUGUAAAGUCUAAAAGCGUAUUACGUAUAAGAAGAUCUAGCUUAUCUUCAAAUUCUGAUCAUAUGAAUAGAAAUGAAGCUGAAACAAAAAUAGUAGUAGGAGGUGAAACAGAUUUAGGAAUAUUAUCGGAUUCUAUUGAAUCUGGUAAACUGAUCCGAUCUGAAGCAAAUACGGACAUAUAUUCGGCACUAACAGAGCAUAAAAGCGCGACAGAAAUAAAAUUUUCUAUGGAAAAUGAAUCAUGUUCUAUUGAGCAUAUUAAACCGGUAAACGAAUCCCCGAUAAAACCAAUUAAAAAAACUAAUACUAUAAAUACAGACAUGUCAGAAACGCCACAAUCUGAUAGCUUAAUACCUCGGACUAAAAGAAAUAAUUUUAAUACUCACAAUUCUACAAAGGAAAGGAAAGUAAGUGAAAGCGAAUUUAGAAAAUCCGUUACUCGAUCAAAGUUGAUGAAGAAAAUACAAAAUUUAAAGAAGAAUAGUAAAAUCAUAAAAACAUGUCAAAAUGUGUUGCAACAUCAAGAUAUGCACAAUUAUGAGCAUGAAAAUGGUAAUAUAUCUGAAAAACAAAAAGGUUUAGACAAUAAUUCUCAAGUAGUCAGAAAGGAUGAUUGUAUACCUAAAAAGAAACCUCGCAUUGCACACAUACCUAAGAACGCAAUGAUUAAACAGAAGAAAUUAAACGAUGUUCCAGAGUUCAAGAAACAAUUAGUAAAAGAUUUAGAAAAUGCCAACUGUACUGAUUUAAAUGAAUUGAAAGGGGAUAAUAAUGAGUUACAAAAAAUUUGUGGUAAUAAUAUACAAAAAACUCAAUUAAUUUCUUCGAAGGCACAUUCUAGCAGUACUGAAAAUAUUGUAGGAGAUCCUGUUCACGAAAUACCAGUUACCGAUAUUAAAAAUUUAUCAAGUAAUGUAAGAAACAAGACACAUGGACAAGAUACAAACAUAACAUUCAAAACAAAUAGUAAUUAUAGUCUAUUUGAUACUACACCCAAUACUAAUUCUUUGGGAGGGAUAAUCGAAUUGGAUGAGAAAAAGACUGAUUUGAAUAAGAAUGACGAGCAUUUAAAACAUGUAUGUGAAAAUAAUUCUCUAGAUGUAAAAGAAAUCAACAAAACAGAUAGUACGAGCAAACAAGAAUUAUUAAAUUUUAAUGACAAGUCUUCCACUGAUACUUCAGAGAUAAAUAAUAUAAAUGAAAGGAAUUUAUGCACUGAAGAAAUAACAUGCACGAAUGUUUGUAUUACACAGGAAAAUUCUGCUAUAGAACAUGAACUAAAAUCGUACUGUCUACUUAAAAUAUUGCAAAAACAUAUUAAUAAUAAUCCAACUAAGAAGAAUAAGAAUAUGCAUAAUAAAAAGUUUUUACAUAUCGGUCUAAUGGCAGAUAAAUUCGUGAGUAAACAAUUGCAAAGGUUGGUAGAUAAUGAUUGGCAGAGUUCCAUACAUUGGGAUGUGAUUGAAAAACUGAAAUUUACCUGUAGUUCUCGUAUUAUAGCAAAAGGAAUUAUAGAAUUCUUAAGCACAGAACAGGAACAUAACAAAAAUUUAGAUAAUAGUUAUACACCACCUGCACCGUUAAUGACGAAAGCACAACAAAGAAUAGCAGCAUUAUUAAUUGACCUAGAAAAAUCAGUUCCCACUGUAUUUCAAUUUGUUCAAGUUGGCAUAGAGUACAAACUUUUUAGACUUAAUCAAGCAAUAGAGAGAUAUGCAGUAGAAUCUCUUGCUAGAAUGUAUACGGUUUUAGCACGAAUUAAGAAGGAUCGAGAAAAAAUGAGGAUAUUUUGUUGCGAUGCUUUGUAUUGUUUGGGAGUUCAUGCAAUACUUAUUUUAUAUACAGUAUUCACUUCUUGGCCAGAAGUAUUUCCAAAUAACGAAACAAGUACUAAUAGAUUAUUGCCAAAAUGUAUGGCACAUUUAAUUAUGGCGCAGCAAGCUAUGGACUAUCCUAAACUUUAUGCCUUAAAAAAUUUGGUGUCAAUGUUCUACAAAUAUCCAAUGGGAACAUUAUCGAAAGAUUUACUCAAAGAACUUUUGACUGCACUUCAAGAAAGAAAUGAUAGUGAAGUAGAAACCGCUAUUAUACUUCUUGCAAAAAGAGAAGGAACUAGAUGGACGCACACAAACAUUAUUAAGGGUGCAUUGUUAUCUAUGAUAAUUAACUCGAAAUUUCCGAGCACAUAUCGAGCGUUUUCUUUAUUAGGUAAUUUGAUGCGUGUAUUCCCAAUAGAAGAUACAAAUAAUUUAGUUGGUCAAAUUGUAGAACAACUGUGCGAUUUAAUCAAUUCCGAUGAAGGAUCGGAUGAGCAAAAAGAAGGAGUUUUCUCGGCAUUGUUGAGUUUAUCGAGGCAUAAAUUUGAUGAAGUGAUACAGAAUACGUUAAAGUGGACUCCAUCUGUGCCAUUGCAUGAUCGAACCAUGGAACAGAUCAGUGGAUUAUUUAAUGCGCGUGACCCAGAUUUUUGGAAAGCUUAUUUAAGAAAAAACAGACAAUUGUUCGUUAUUUCGAAAAAAAUAAAACAUAAUGCAUAGUUUUUUUAAUAUGAACAAAUCGGGAAAUCAUGUGAUAUUUAUUGUAAGAUAAUUUAGAUUAUUCAAAACUCUGAAUUUUUCCAUUAUUCUUAAACACAUUUAGGUUUUUCUGUUAAGGUUACGUUAAUCUCGAAUUUAUUUAAUUUUUUUUAAUCAAAGAUCGUGUUAUUCUAUUAAUCACGGCAAUUAUUAUCAGUUCUUUUUAUGACGUUUUGUUACAUGAUCCUAAAAAACAGAAAUAAUGUUUCCUUUGUUAUUUCUGCAUGCAUAGUUUAAAAGUGUAACAAAUUACUGACUCUUUUAACUGACUCUGAAAUUCCCUUUUCUUAUUUGUCAAAUUGUAUGAUACUUUAAGUAAUAAUUUUUUUAAGUAUUGUAUUAUGUAUGUAUAUAUUAUACGUGGCAUAUAGAAGACUAUGCGAAAGAGAACUCCAACUGAUAACAUAAUUUUGAUAAGCCAAAGAAGCCAUUUCGUACAUGAAAUAAACAUGCUUCCAUAAACUGAUUAACAAAGCUUUGUUUGCACUUAAUGUUUCAUGUAAAUGUCUUUACUUUCUAUUUCCUUUUAUUUUA